Molecule: messenger RNA, 1021 nt
Organism: Cylindrotheca closterium
Lineage: Eukaryota; Bacillariophyta; Bacillariophyceae; Bacillariales; Bacillariaceae
Source: the annotation of a GenBank genome assembly
AUGCCCCAUCCCACCGAAUCCAUCCUGAUUACCGACAGUGGCGCCGACCAAUUCUUGGCAGGCUACGUUUGGAGAAGGAUUGGUAUCACUGGAAGACACAUUGCACUCACAGGGCCUAUUGCAGGUCGAGACAUUGGUACUGUCUUACCAGUGUCAUCAGUUGCCGCCAAGAUAAUUGAUGCACACGGCAACACCUAUUGUGGUAAAGCCCAUGAAGUCCUCCACGACACUAACCCACACCAACAUGAAUCUUUACUCCCUCCAGCUCAGGCCCGCGCUGCUGGUAAUGCUGUGGAUGAGUGCCCAUCUGAUGCACUAACGCCAAGAGGUGACUAUGGAACUCAAUGUUGUGUGAUUAGUGGCCAUACACUUCCAUUAUUCUUUGAUGGAUUCAAGUGUUAUUACCGUGUGGAGGCCAUCACUGAUGAAGAAAUGCGAACUUUGCCGGAAAUUGUAUUCACCAGUGAUGAGGAGUAUGAGCCUUCUGCCCGCAGUAAAUCUCGACGCUUCCCAGCAGAGGAGAUUGAUUGGAAGCGAACAAUGGCUUUUCCUCCGGAUGAUGUCUUGAACCACACUCUCGCAGCGACCACUCAACUGGUUCCUACUGUUGAGGCAGAAAGUCGUGAGAUUAUGAGAGACCAUUUGAAGUCCAGACUAACAUGUCUGCGUUAUCGGCGUCGUCGGGACGUCGAUUUUCUCGAUACCUUCAAGGCAAACAUCAAAUCGGUUCGUGGAUUUUUGUACUUCAAUUUAUUUUCAAGUCAGAGGUCCGGAUAUGACCACCCCAUUCUGAUGCAGCGAAAGAGUGAAUCCCCGGAAACACUCGAGGCGCAUUUUGACCACUGUGGAACCCCCCACACUUUGAAGUCAGAUAAUGCAAAAGAAUUUCGUUCUACACAGUUCCAUCGCAAACUCCGAAAGUACCAAGUGUCCUCCAAGUACACUGAACCACACCACCCAAAUCAGAACCUUGCUGAGCCAAGAGGUGGAAGGCUGAAACAUGUAGUCCAACACAUUCUGU